CUGAAGUAUUGAAAUCUCAUCAAAUAUGGCGACUUCGGGGUGACUGUGUUCAAGGAAGAUUGUUAUGAUGCUGUGAUUCUUUCUCUUCCCUUUGGAUUUUACUACAUUACAUGGAGUUCAAGUUAAUAUUUAUGUUCUAGAAGAUGGCUGCUGAUUCAGGCAAGCCGACAAGUAAAGUUGACAUGCGUGAAGGUAAAGACAAAGAUCAGGUGGGCCGCCUCAAGAAGCUCAGACGCCGCAUCUCCGCCAGCUUUGGUCGACUCUCAAUCAGCAAAGAGGACACGAUACAAGAGAGUGACCACGAAGAGGACCCCCAUGUGUUCUCGUCUGAAGUGGUGUCGACCAAUGGCUACUACCCUCACAAGACACGCUCCGCCCCCGACACGCCCCCUACCGUCAACGGCAGUCACCAAGUGAGUAACGGGGAGCAUAGGGAGGCAGCCUCCACCAUGGGCCGGACCAGCACCGGCGCCAAGCAGGUCGUCAUACCCAGGAACCCAGCUGUCGUUUUUUUCUCCAGGGAUCUGAAACCACAGAAUUUGUUGAUCAGUGAAAUAGGAGAGCUCAAACUGGCCGACUUUGGUUUGGCACGAGCAAAGAGCAUACCUAGUCACACGUACUCCCAUGAAGUGGUCACACUGUGGUACCGGCCGCCGGAUGUCUUGCUGGGUUCUACAGAGUAUUCCACGUCACUGGACAUUUGGGGUGUGGGUUGUAUUUUCACGGAGAUGAUCUCAGGGAAGGCCACGUUUCCAGGCACCAAAGACGUGCACCAGCAGGUCCAGGAGGGCGGGGAGAGCACGGCCCCGGGCAUGAAGGACAUCUAUGACCAGCUGGACAAGAUCUUCUUCUUCAUGGGCACUCCGACAGAAGAGACGUGGGAGGGCGUCUCCAAGUACCCUAACUAUGACCUCUCCAAAGUCCUGAAGCAUCGGCCUCACCCGUUCAUGCUGUUUGUGCCUGGGAUUGUGGAUCUGCCCCACGCCGAGUCUUUGGCCGAGUCGCUCAUGCAGAUGCCUGCUCACAGGCGAAUCUCAGCACAUGCAGCUAUGAAGCAUCCUUUUUUCCAAGACUUGCCCCCAGCAAUACACAAGCUUGGAGACACCACAUCAAUAUUCAACAUUCCUGGCCUACAACUCCAAAGAGAAGAUGGAAAUCCGAGUGUUGCGAAGAGACGUCACUCGAGCCGGCGCGGCAUUCGCACUGUGUUGAAGAUGUGACGCAGUCUGAGGCGGGCCCAAGGCUAGUGUGCUCAGUCUGGAAGGUGUUGUGAAUUGUGGCUGCUGGUCUGUCAGCGAGAGAGAGAGCAAUGUUUUGCCGUCCAGAGUACAAGGUAGAAGAGAUUAUAUUGUCAAGUUUGCUUCUCCCCGAGGACUUGAAAGACUCCAUAAUCUCUACAAAGCUGUUGCUGCAGCUGAUGAUCCACUACUGGAUGCACAGUGGUUUAGCCAAGUGCACAGCCUUUUCUUGCAGAGUUUAUGUACAAAGAAUCAUAAUGUGUUGAUAGACAGCAAGAAGUGGUGACAUAUUCAGUCUGGACAGUCAGAUGUUGUGAAGAAAUUGCAUUUCCGUCAAUGACAAAGUGGAAUUAUUCUCUAAGGAUCUGGUCAUCUUGGGAGAGCUUUCCUUAAUACAGAUACUGUCGUCCCGUGAUCUGUGGAAAUUUUCACGUAUUCUAACGGUGAAAGCUUUCCUGUGGAUGUUGUUUUAUUUGAUGUACCAGAAUGCUUAAUGCUUAAUAGUUGUGGAUCAACUUGUAUGUAUGAGUAAUUUGUGCAGCUUUUUUUGUCAGCUUUUGAUGAUGUAAGCAGUGUCGUUGAUCUUGUUUGCGCUCUUAUGCGUCCAUGUAUUUGGUUGUUGAAUGAACAGUGGGCAAAUGUGCUAUAUGAGGGAGACAGUAACUGUUAAAGAAUGUGUUGUGUGAAGGAUAUAGGGACAGUGGAAGAAUGCCCAGGGAAUAGUCCUCCUGUUGCUUACAUAUGCCCAUAGUGUAAAGAGGUUUGGAGAAAAGAGUCCACCCUCUCUGGUUAAUCACUAAUGUAAGCUGCUGUUUGUCUUGACUCGUAAGCUGCUGUUUUUGUUACAUUGACUGCCUUGUCAAGGUGGAAGGCAGAAAUGCAGUACUGUGUGAGUGGGAGGUGAAAUCUUACCUAUAACUUGAACCCUCCUUCUUCCUUGAGUCCUCUGUAGGUACCUUAGAGAAGGUCAGAUGGGAAUUGAGAGGAGGGCGUAGAUGGAGGGGGAAGUGGAAAGCUCUCAUAUAGUUUAUGUUUUGUUUGCUCUUUUAUUGCCCACCCUUCGGAUAUCUAAGUGCAAUUAAGUUCUACAAGAACUGGCCAAAAAUACUGUGCACUCUGAUUUCGGAAGAUCUGUAUCUUUUAUGACAUGGCUUCGAGUCAUAGAGGGCUAGCUUGAAAGACUUGCUGGAUGGGGAUAGUAAAGUUGUGUGUGUGGAAGACGUUUUGGGAGGAGAUAAAAAGUGCUGUCAAAAAGUGGAUCAACAAAGUGAUGGGUCAAGAUUCAUGUACUUUUUUAACGAUGAUUUUUAUUAGAAGAAAAAGUGUUGUGCGAAAGUUUGUAUUAAGGGUAACAGGGUAUAUUGUGAAUUGAUGAUCCGAGAAGAGAAGUAGGUAAAUCCAGAAAGACAGGUCGGUUUAGUCCUUUUUUUUUUUCAUGAGUUUUCCCUUCUACUCUAAUGGAGAUAAUACAAGUGCUUCUUUUGUGCCAUACAUGUUAGUGGAUCAAGGAUAGUUUUGCACAACCCCCCCCAAAAAAAACAACAACAAACAAAACAAACAACAAAACAAAACAACUCCAACCAAACAAACCAGUGACCGUUUAGAUCCAAGGAUGAUAUCUGAGGAUGCUAAACCAGUGACUGGGCUCAGUGUGCGCCAAAGGCUAACCAGUUCUGUUGUAUGCCCACAAUGAAUAGAGUGAGACAGACUCGGCUCAUGCUUCUUUGUAAAUGGGUUCAGUUUACCUAACUACUGCUCUGAAAGAUCUGACACUUUGUAUGGAGUUGUGAAAAAUGUUGCAGAAAUUUUUCUGUUGAUCUAUGGACCCGUUGUCCCAAGACAGUAAGUAAUGAGGCAGAUCAGACAAGGUGUGAGAUGACAAAAUGGGAAAUAAAGAGUACAUAUCGCCAUUGUCAUCACCCCCCCCCCC
Molecule: messenger RNA, 3168 nt
Organism: Aplysia californica (California sea hare)
Lineage: Eukaryota; Metazoa; Mollusca; Gastropoda; Aplysiida; Aplysiidae
Product: cyclin-dependent kinase 14
Exons: 11
Coding region: 144-1220 (358 amino acids)
Biological process (GO): protein phosphorylation
Cellular component (GO): cytoplasm; cytosol; nucleus
Molecular function (GO): ATP binding; cyclin-dependent protein serine/threonine kinase activity; cyclin binding
Source: RefSeq, a predicted model, not a curated record